Schizosaccharomyces octosporus yFS286 is the source of this 870-nucleotide messenger RNA. Its product is annotated as complexed with Cdc5 protein Cwf20. Lineage: Eukaryota; Fungi; Ascomycota; Schizosaccharomycetes; Schizosaccharomycetales; Schizosaccharomycetaceae. The transcript has a single exon. The record is from RefSeq and is a predicted model, not a curated record. The coding region runs from base 1 to 870 and encodes 289 amino acids.
AUGUCUUUGGUAUCUUAUGAUAGUUCAGAUUCUGAUGAAGAAUAUGAAAAGACAAUUGCUACAAAAUCGACGCCUAAUGAAAAAUUGUUUCAGCAUGCUAGAAGAAUUCCUGAAGGGAAGAGAAUUUAUGAAGAACGAGAAAACAACUUACUUUUAAAUAUGGACGAUAAGAUUCAUCAAAAUGUUAAUAGAGAAAAAGAUGAUGCUAACCGAGAUAAGGGUUCACCAUCAAAACACUUCAGUGGACCUGUAAUGCUUAAUGAAAUUUUGCCUGAUCCUCAUCAUGGGAGAAAUAUUUUGCCAAAAAAAUCAAAACGUUCAGACAUAGAGGCUGAGGUUGUAUAUGGCAGCGAGAAACCAAACGUUGAUGAUACUUCAGCUGCCGAUUUACAAUUUGAUGCAAACAAUGUUAAUACCGAUUCCAUUUCGCUUUUUAAUGUGUCAGCUCCUUAUAAGGAGUCGCGUGAAGGAUAUACCUCGGAUGAACAAAAUUAUGAACCCGUGUUUGUGAAACCUCAACGAAAGAAACAGCGUGUAAGUACACAAUCAUUAAAAGAAGGGGACAUUACUUCGUUGCAGCCAUUCAGCCAUACACGAGAUACCGAAAAACCGCCGUCAUCUGAAGCAGACAUUAUCGAAGGAAGACGGAAAGAAAAGGUCCGGCUCAUUGACGUCGACAUGAAUCAACUACCUACGGUAGAUCCUCAAGAAGCCACCUCUGUAACACCAUCAAUAAAAAGCGUAGCUCCUGGCCGUCAUCAACUAUCGUCGUUGGUUGGAAUGGCUGUUAGUCAAAAGGAGAGUUUUGAAACGUAUUUUGAGCAGCAACGAGCAAACAAGAAGGCUUCCUCAAAAAGUUAUGGAUUUUAA